AUGGAACGUGAGUUUUGUGUGAAAAUCAGUUAUAGCAAAGCACGUAGGGGGAAGCUCCAUACCUUAAAUAUGCUACAUGGUACACCAAGGGACAGUUUUCAGAAAUUAUCUUCGUACUGUAACGUCGUAGGAGAAAGUAACCCGGGGACCGUUACCCACAUCGAAGUUGAUUCUUGUAAUAGGUUUCGUUACUUCUUCGUAGCUUUUGGUGCAAGCAUUCGUGGAUACAUGCAGUACUUGAGACCCGUUAUUUAUGUUGACGGCAGUCACUUGAAAGGUCCAUAUAAAGGGAUCGUGGAUGCUGAAACCAAUAAAUCGUGGAAGUGGUUUCUGUCGAACUUGAAAGACCUUAUAGGGGAUUCCGAAGAACUCGUGUUCGUUUCAGACAGGAAAAAGAGUAUUCAGAAAGCUAUUUCUCAGUUGUUUCCGUCGUCUCGGCAUGGUUGUUGUAUAUGGCAUAUGGAAAAGAACCUAAUACAGCAGUAUAACAACGCAAGCGUAUUAUUUCUAUUCAAACGAGCUGCUACAACUUUUCGGGUCGAGGACUUCGAACGACUCAUGGGACAGAUUCGUAGAGUGAGCGAAAGAGCGCACGGGUACUUAGAGCGAGCGGGAUAUUCAUUUUGGUUCAGAGCACUAUUUAUUGGACACCGUUACAAUAUUAUGACAAACAACAAUGCAGAGUCGUUGAACUCGAUGUUGAAAGAAGCCCGGUCGUUACCGAUAACCUGUUUGGUUGAACACAUUCGGAGUAUUAUGCAGAAAUGGUUUUACGAACGUCGAGUAAAUGCGGAAGAAUGCAGUACCUUAUUGACACCAAGGAUGGAGAACGAGCUACGGACGACUUUCGAAAAUGGAACUAGGCUUCGAGCCCAUGCCCUGACAAACAACUUGACGCAGGUUGGAAUAUCCAACGACACGGACAUAGUUGACUUGUCCGAAGAAACCUGCACAUGUCGUGAGUUCCAACUAAACCAUGUGCCAUGUGUUCAUGCAAGUCGUGCUGCUUGCUUUAGAGGGAAGACGUUGUACAAGCUUUGCUCCCGUUAUUAUUCAUCGGACUACUGGAAGGGUGCCUACAGUGAAACUAUAUAUCCUGUUCCGAGGGAAGUGGAUUGGGUUGUUCCGAGCUUAAUUACAUGUACUCCUAUUUUCCCACCACUCGUACGUCGUCCUCCAGGUAGACCACCAACCCGUCGUAAGCGUUCUAGGUAUGAGUAUGCAUGGUCUACCAGAAAAUGUACCCGCUGUGGUAGAGUUAGUCAUAAUCGGACCACGUGUUCAAACCCCCGUGUAUCACAUGCUCCUUAA
This is a messenger RNA of Olea europaea var. sylvestris, 1311 nucleotides long. RefSeq lists its product as uncharacterized. The transcript is spliced from 2 exons. The coding region runs from base 1 to 1311 and encodes 436 amino acids. The record is from RefSeq and is a predicted model, not a curated record. Gene Ontology annotation, molecular function: zinc ion binding. NCBI's taxonomy places the organism in Eukaryota, Viridiplantae, Streptophyta, Magnoliopsida, Lamiales, Oleaceae.